This is a messenger RNA of Pochonia chlamydosporia 170, 1044 nucleotides long. Its product is annotated as D-arabinitol dehydrogenase ArbD. Gene Ontology annotation, molecular function: oxidoreductase activity, acting on NAD(P)H, oxygen as acceptor. Gene Ontology annotation, cellular component: intracellular anatomical structure. NCBI's taxonomy places the organism in Eukaryota, Fungi, Ascomycota, Sordariomycetes, Hypocreales, Clavicipitaceae. The transcript has 5 exons. Bases 1 to 1044 code for a protein of 347 amino acids. The record is from RefSeq and is a predicted model, not a curated record.
AUGGCCUCCAGACAGACCAUCCUUGCUCCCAUGUUGCGCCAUGCUACGCGGCGUACUGCCGCUGCCACUCUACGACCUUCCUUUGCCGCCUCUCGCACUCUCCAUAACGUUCCUCCCCGAAGCAACAAGCCCGGUAGCUACUCGCGGACUGAUUCUGACAUCGAAGUCGAGCAUCCUGAGGAGCAUGAACUGCCUUCCAGCAAGCCUGUCUUAGGCACUGGUGGACAAUUUGUAAAGCCCACUCUCCCAAGUUUCUCUCUUGACGGCCGCGUUGGCGUCGUCACUGGAGGUGCUCGUGGUUUGGGACUCGUUAUGGCCCAGGGAAUGGUUUUCUCUGGUGCCGACGUGGCUCUUGUUGACAUGAACAAGGAGGAAGCUCAGAAGCAGACCCAGCUGCUCAUGGAUGCAUUCCACCGUGAAAACCCCAAUGCUGAACGAAUUCCCACUGUUACAGCCCACUUCGCCGAUGUGUCUGACCCCGAAUCUGUCCAAGGCUGCAUUGCUGAAGUUAUCGAGCAACAUGGCAAGAUUGAUCAUCUCGUCACUUCCGCUGGCUUCACAGAGAACUUUGAAGCCGUCAAUUACCCAAUUGAUCGCAUGCGAAAGCUGUGGGCUGUCAAUGUCGACGGCACCUACCUCUUUGCCACCGAGGUUGCUCGUCAUCUCAUGGCGCGGAAAGCCCCAGGCAGCAUGGUCAUGAUUGGCAGCAUGUCAGGCGCCAUUGUCAACGUUCCUCAGCCUCAAGCUCCUUACAACGCUGCCAAGGCUGGUGUCCGUCAUUUGGCUGCUUCACUAGCUGUCGAGUGGGCACACGCUGGAAUCCGUGUCAACUGCAUCUCACCCGGAUACAUGCUGACUGCUCUUACACAAAAAAUUCUCGAUGAGAACCCCGAUCUUAAACAGAAGUGGACAUCACUCAUCCCCCAGGGCAAGAUGGGUCAGCCUCAAGACCUCAUGGGUCCUGUGUCCUUCCUGCUCUCUGAUGCCAGCAGCUACGUCACCGGCGCCGAUAUUCGCGUCGACGGUGGUUACACCGUCACCUAA